This is a messenger RNA of Polypterus senegalus (gray bichir), 3452 nucleotides long. RefSeq names its product heterogeneous nuclear ribonucleoprotein U-like 1 like (gene hnrnpul1l). NCBI's taxonomy places the organism in Eukaryota, Metazoa, Chordata, Cladistia, Polypteriformes, Polypteridae. The record is from RefSeq and is a predicted model, not a curated record. The coding region runs from base 200 to 2626 and encodes 808 amino acids. The transcript is spliced from 16 exons. Gene Ontology annotation, molecular function: protein binding.
AAGGAGGGUGGGUCUAAUCUUCAACAACUUGAGUCCGGAGGCGGCCAUUUUGUACGCGGCGAAAGGAGUUGGACAUUGAUAAGUGGUGGUUAUAAACAAGGCCAAGCCAGAGUGGAAAGCUGCGACUUAUAAAGAAAACGAGGACUCGCCACCAUUCCCUAAUAUUUAAAAGAAUUACUGCACUUGGUUUGGAAGAAACAUGAGUUCGGUGGAUGUGAAAAAGCUGAAGGUUAACGAGCUAAGGGAGGAGUUGCAGCAACGAGGCUUGGAUACCCGCGGAUUGAAAGCCGAUUUAGCCGAACGUCUCCAGGCGGCCCUUGAUGCCGAGGCCUCAGGUGGGGGUGAAGCGGGAGGCCCGCCGGCAGGCCACGGAGGGGUUUAUCAAGGCGAGGACCAGGAUGACGACCGCGGCCUAGGAGAUGGUAUUCUCUGCGAAGAAGAAGAGGAAGAUUCAUCGGGUCAAGAUCAGCACUAUCAUGAAUUAGAAGAAAGUGUGAUGCAGGACCGCAAACCACCUUUAGACAACAUGCCACCUUCCCAUCCAGAAGUGAAAGUGGAGGUGAAGGAAGAAUCUGGGCCAUUUGAAGUCACAAGUGCUCCUUUAGAUGGUGUUCAUCUCAAGCAGGAAAAGCCUCAAAUAUACUCCAACCAGCUCAGUCGCAAAAGGCCAUAUGAUGAUGGUCGUGGUCGUGGUUACUAUGAGCACAGGGAGGAUAAAAGGUCUAGAUCUCCCCAACCUCCUGCCGAAGAUGAUGAAGAAGAUUUUGAUGACACCCUGGUUGCUAUUGAUACAUAUAAUUGUGACCUGCACUUUAAAGUGUCCCGUGAUCGAUACAGUGGCUACCCGCUUACAAUUGAAGGGUUUGCAUACCUCUGGUCUGGAGCACGUGUGUCCUAUGGUGUCAACAAGGGCAGAGUUUGCUUUGAACUUAAGAUCAAUGAAGAGAUCUCUGUCAAGCACCUUCCAGCCAGUGAACCAGAUCCACAUGUAGUGAGAGUUGGUUGGUCACUGGAUUCUUGUAGCACCCAGCUUGGUGAAGAAGAAUUUUCUUAUGGUUAUGGAGGUACUGGCAAAAAAUCUCAUAACUGCAAGUUUGAGGAUUAUGGCGAGAGAUUCAGAGAGAAUGAUGUUAUCGGUUGUUUUAUUGAUUUUGAAUCUGCUGGCGAUGUUCAAAUUGCCUUUACGAAGAAUGGAAAGUGGCUUGGUGUUGCUUACAGGAUUCGAAAGGAUGUACUUGGAGGUCGUGCACUCUUCCCUCAUGUGUUGGUCAAGAACUGUGCCAUUGAAUUUAAUUUUGGGCAAAAAGAAGAACCAUACUUUUUACUGCCAGAAGACUACACCCUGAUCCAGCAUGUCCCAUUACAAGAUCGCAUCAGAGGUGCUAACAGCCCCACUGGAAAGUCUGAGUGUGAGAUCCUGAUGAUGGUUGGAUUGCCUGGAGCAGGCAAGACCACCUGGGCUAUGAAGUAUUCUGUUGAACACCCUGAGAAGAAAUAUAACAUCUUGGGUACAAAUUCCAUAAUGGAUAAAAUGAAGGUGAUGGGCCUCCGAAGACAGCGUAAUUAUGCAGGGCGAUGGGAUGUGUUAAUCCAGCAGGCUACACAGUGCCUCAAUCGGCUUAUCCAGAUUGCAGCCCGCAAGAAACGCAACUAUAUUCUGGACCAGACAAAUGUUUAUGGAUCAGCCCAGAGACGAAAAAUGCGUCCUUUUGAAGGUUUUCAACGCAAGGCUAUUGUAAUUUGUCCCACGGAUGAGGAUUUAAAAGAGAGAACAUUAAAGCGCACUGAUGAGGAGGGAAAGGAUGUACCUGAUCAUGCUGUAUUAGAAAUGAAAGCAAACUUUUCACUCCCAGAACCUGGAGACUUUCUAGAUGACGUGGUCUACAUAGAGUUGCAGAAAGAUGAAGCUGAGAAGCUUGUGAAGCAGUACAAUGAGGAAGGGAAAAAAGCUGGACCUCCCCCAGAAAAACGCUUUGACAACCGGCCAGGCGGGUUCAGAGGCCGUGGUGGUGGAUUUCAACGCUAUGAUAAUAGAGGAGGUUCUCAAGGUGGUCACAGGGGAUACCAGACUAGAGGAGGAGGUGGAGGUUCUGGUGGUGGCUUCAGAGGAGGUUAUAAUCGUGGAGGAUACAACCAGAACCGCUGGGGUAGUGGAGGAAACCGUGAUGGAAGUUCUGGAGGUCGUGGUGGCUACAGUAGGAACCAACAACAAAGUAGUGGGGUUACAACCAGCACUAACAGUGUCUACAACCAAAAUCGUCCUGCACCUUACAAUAAAACUGGAAGUGCAGGUAGCACUGUGGCCUCAACUGGAUAUAGCCAAUCUCAGCCACAGACAUACAGUCAGGGAUAUAAUCAAAGCAGUUACAAUCCAAGCAGCUACAACCAGAGCUACAACUACAGCAGCUACAGCAGCUACCCAGGGUACAGCCAGAGCUACACUCAGCCUGCUGCAACCAGUCAGAACUAUAGCCAGCAGCAACAGAACUACAACCAACAAUACCAGCAGUAUGCACAGCAGUGGAGCCAGUAUUACCAGAAUCAAAGCCAAUGGAACCAGUACUAUAGCAAUUACCCUAAUUACGGCAACUAUUCAGGCAGCACUCAAGGCUCGGGCACCCAAUAAAGUCUAUCUCAAAGCUGACACUUUUCACUAAAACAAGUUGCAGAGUGGAAACACUGGUUGUCCCUCAAGCUUCCUUCUGUGUAUCACAGCCUGUAUCUGAAUAGGGAAUGAUAUUGUAUUAAAAUCCCAACCCCACCCCUUUCCAAUGUUAAACCCACACUUUUAAGUUUACUUUCUUGACAUGUUUUUCCUUGGUGUUAAUAUCUGCCAAAAACAUUUAAUUUCUUAUACUGAAGAAUGUUAUUGUGGUCAAUAAAUUGGGGAAAGGCUUUAAUUCACUUCUGCUUAUUUAGAUUUUGGAAUUUUCCAUUCUUUUUGUCUAAGGCUUCAGUUUAAUUUUUAACCAAUCAAGGAUAUGCAUUUUUCAUGUUACUGCUGCUUUUAAAGUGGGUGAAACUCCUUUGUGCUCUAAAAGAGAAAAUUAUUAUAAUAAUUUCAAGUCCAUAGUCUUCAAUGCUUUUUAUAAUACAAUUACAGUUGUGUUAGAUUUGUACAAAAAAUGUUAAGCUCCUACUUCUCGCAGUUUUGUGUAACUUGGCUUUUUCUUUCCUUUUGGCAAAGUUCUUUUUAUUAUGUCUGAAGUAACAAUAAAAACCAAUGCAAGGCAGUUUUACCAUAAACAUUUUUUAGUUUUAAGGUUUUAUGUACUUUUUUUAAGCUGUUAAUAUUUUUGUCAGAAGCACUGACAAUGUUCAGCAGAACCCGAGGUCAGUAAUGUGUGUUAACUUUUUAUACAAGGUCUGUGUUUCCUGUAACUGCACGUGCUUCUGUGUUGAGUUGGUUGGAAAUCUUUUGUAUUUGAAAUAUAAUCAAAAAACUCAGUAAA